GGCUGCGCCGCCACGCCGCUUCCGGAGCCAGUGGUUGCCGCCCCUCCGUCGCCGCCCGCGACAACAGCAGACGCAGGAGACCCUCGACUGGCGCGCCCCGAACAGGCGCCCACCGCCGCAGAGCAACGGCAGCCUGGCCGCUUCGCCGGAUGGCCUCCCCUGGCGGGCCCACUACGAGAACGAACCAACUCACGCGUGUACGUGCCCUUGCUAUUAGCAGCGGCGGGGCUGCUUGACCAGCAGGAGGCGGCGGGAUGGAGCACGCACCCGCUCACGCACGACUGGUGGCAGCCGACAGUGGAGGCCUUGCAGCAAGCGGACUCCGUGCCAGCCGAGACCUUCGCCCAAGGGCUGGAGUUCGCAGGGGCCAGCCCAGGGGCGAUAUAUGCCGUGAUCGCCGCUGGGGGCGGAGCACGCCCUGGACACGUGCACCUGCCGCCUGUGGUCAGAGCGCUGGCGGACAGCGCUGGCUACAUCGACAACCUCGCCCAGGACCUCUUGCUCGAGCUCUUCGGGGGGGUCGUGCUGGCGCGGGGGGUCGACCGGCGCGCAGACGAGCUCCGCGACCCGGCCAGGAGAGAGGCGGGGCAGCAAAGGAUCCCCAAGGAGCAACUCCUGGAGAGGUUCACCCGCUUCGAGGCUGGAGACUGGGCGCAGCUUCUGACAGAAGCACAGCCGGGCCCGCCGCGCAGGCCGCCCGAGCGAGACGCGAACGGGCAGAGCAGGGCGCCCGAGGCACGACGGGGCCGGGCGCCAGACGAAAACGAGGAGCUUCGCAGCCGCUGCGAGAGGGCUCGCGAGCUGAUCCGCCUCGGCGAGGUCUCGGCGGCGCGGCAAGCGCUGACAGCGAGCGCGGUGGCACCAGGCACACAGGCCACUCUGGACGAACUCCGGGACCCGGCACGCCGCCUGCAGCAGCCGAGAGAGCAGCUCAGCGAGCGAGCCGCCCGCGCGCCGCCGCAAGGCCUCGCCAGCCUGGAACCAGACCGCCUCCUCACGAACGUGCGCAGGAGUCGCCGGGGCGCUGCGCCGGGCCCCUCAGGGAUGACGGGAGAACACUUGCAGACGCUGCUGGACGACGAGCACUGCUGCGACCUCCUGCACCACGCUGCCACGCUCCUUGCGAGGGCGGAAAUCCCUGGCCCCGUGGCAGAGGCCCUCCGGCUCGGCCGCCUCACGGCGCUGCGCAAGAGCAACGGGAGGGUGCGAGGCAUUGUGACUGGCGACGUCUUCAGGAUACCACACGUCGGGGACCUGCAAUCCUCGUGGCUCCUGCUCAGCAUGUGCGCCAACCCCCGGGCCAACUUCUUCCUGAGGGCGCUGGCUCCCGAGGACACGGCCGCCUUCGCCGCAGCGCACGACGACAACCUGGCCAACGCGCUCGCCGACUUGCUGGAACUCCCGCAAGAAGCUGUCGCAGAAGGCACGUCAGCGCGCCAACGCUGCCAACUGCCGCUUUGCAUGGGGGGGCUCGGCCUGCGAAGCGCGUCCAGGACGGCGCCGGCGGCCUGGUGGGCUUCCUGGGCAGACUGCGCGCAGAUGCUCCGCGAACGCUGCCCCGAGCUCACAAACCAGAUCUGCGCUGCACUGAGCGAGCUGGACCGGGGCCCGCUGCCGGCCGCUCCCGGGACUGCCACAGGGGUGCAGGUCUGA
This is a messenger RNA of Prorocentrum cordatum, 1653 nucleotides long. Lineage: Eukaryota; Dinophyceae; Prorocentrales; Prorocentraceae. The record is from the annotation of a GenBank genome assembly.